GAGCCUAGCGCGGCGGGGAGUGUACCCGUUGGAGCCGGCCCCUGCUCGUGGCAGCCUGCUGUCACCUUCUCGUCUGGCAAUGGGGAAUGGACUCUCGGACCAGACGCCCAUUCUCUCCAGCCUGCCUUCUUUCCAGAGUUUCCACAUUGUAAUCUUGGGUCUGGACUGCGCAGGAAAGACUACCGUGCUCUAUAGGCUGCAGUUCAAUGAGUUUGUCAACACUGUCCCCACUAAAGGAUUUAAUACAGAGAAAAUAAAAGUGACGCUAGGCAACUCGAAAACGGUCACUUUCCACUUCUGGGAUGUGGGCGGCCAGGAGAAGCUAAGGCCGCUGUGGAAGUCAUACACAAGGUGCACCGAUGGCAUUGUGUUUGUGGUGGACUCUGUCGAUGUUGAGAGAAUGGAGGAAGCCAAAACAGAACUUCAUAAAAUUACUAGGAUAUCUGAAAAUCAAGGAGUGCCUGUUCUUAUCAUUGCUAACAAGCAGGACUUGAGGAACUCCCUCUCCCUUUCUGAAAUUGAGAAAAUGUUAGCAAUGAGUGAGCUGAGUUCUUCGACUCCCUGGCAUUUGCAGCCUACCUGUGCAAUCAUUGGAGAUGGACUGAAAGAAGGACUGGAGAAACUACAUGAUAUGAUCAUUAAGCGAAGGAAAAUGUUGAGGCAGCAGAAAAAGAAGAGAUGAGUUCUAUUUUGACCUUUCUGUUUUAGAGUAGUUACAUGGUCAAAAUUUGACAUUAAACAGCUUCCAAGCACAGGCCUACUUGUUUGGAUGCUGUUAAGCUUAGUUACGUUAAACAAUCAGUUGCACAACCUUGCCUUGUGGAAGGCUGUGCAGUUAUGGAACUUUUUUUUUUUAAUUCUAGUCUCUUCUGAGUUUUAUGGCUCUGUAUUAUUUCAGAAGUCCUAAUGAUGUAAUACUAUCAGGAAAUGGAUGGGUGGGUAUAUGUGACAUGGAUGUCUGAAUGGCCAAAUAAAACGAGGGGUUUCUGCUUAGUGUUGUAUUGAUAUGUUUGAGGGUGCCCUCUGCAAGCAGUUUGCAUUGAAGGUGUUCCGUGUUUUUAAACUUCUAAUG
Molecule: messenger RNA, 1072 nt
Organism: Chaetura pelagica (chimney swift)
Lineage: Eukaryota; Metazoa; Chordata; Aves; Apodiformes; Apodidae
Gene: ARL4A
Product: ADP-ribosylation factor-like 4A
Exons: 1
Coding region: 80-682 (200 amino acids)
Biological process (GO): intracellular protein transport; vesicle-mediated transport
Cellular component (GO): cytoplasm
Molecular function (GO): GTPase activity; GTP binding
Source: RefSeq, a predicted model, not a curated record